UCUGAUUUCACACUUAAAUCUUGGUUCAACAAAAGAUAAGAAAGUUAUUUAUAGAUUUGUUAAUUAAAUUUCUGUUUUAGGUGUAUUCUUGGGGAGCUGUUUACAAAGAAGCCAAUAUUCCAAGCAAAUCAGGAGCUGCUGCAACUUGAGCUCAUCAGCCGUCUCUGUGGUAGCCCCUGUCCCGCUGCCUGGCCUGAUGUCAUCAAACUUCCGCUUUUCAACACAAUGAAGCCCAAGAAGCAAUACAGGCGCCGGCUACGGGAGGAGUUUGCCUUUUUGCCUCUCCCCGCCCUGGACCUGUUUGACCGAAUGCUGACCCUUGACCCCUCACGGCGCUGCACCUCUGAACAGGCUCUGAACAGUGACUUCCUGUCCGACGUGGAGCCCAACAAAAUGCCUCCCCCAGAUCUUCCCCACCACCAGGACUGUCACGAGCUGUGGAGCAAGAAGCGGCGGCGUGCGCGUCAGAGUGGGGUGUCCGAGGAUGUGCCUGUGCCCAAAGUGCCCCGUAAGGACCCCAGCGGGACCUCCGGAGGGGAGAACAGCCGACCCCCCCUCAGCCCCCCUCCUCCCCCUCCUGGAAAACCCCCAACGGCUCUGACAGAAAAUUCCUCCAAAAAGAAGCCCCUCCAGCUGGUUGAACAUCGCCCACCAUCACCCCCUCCACCUCCACCCCCUCCUCCAUCUGCCCCCCACCCGGGCACAGAGACCCAGCCCGGGCAGGACAUCAGCCCAGCGGUGGCGGCCUGCCCUUCUCCAGCUCAUCUCCCAACAGGACCCUGAAUCUCAACCCGGCGAAGACUCCUCAUCGGUGGGACAACAGCCUCCGCCUUCGCCCCCUAAACCCUCCACAGCUGCGGAGGCUCCACCUGCACUAGUUACCACGGUUACUACGGCGAAGACUGCGCAGUAUGCAAAAGACGAGGACCUCCGCUACACCCGCUGACCCGUGGAGUGACCAGGAGAGCGCCCCCUAGCUACCUGCAGGUUGAUUGACAGGUGAACCAGGACACAGAUAAAGAAAGCAGGUACAAAGAAGAGAUAUAUAUGAAAGGGCCUUUAUAGGUGCUGACUGUUCCAUAUAAGCUGUGGUUUAGUUGUGGAAAGCGAGAAAAGUCUACCAUGAUUUGCAGGUUGCUAUAAAGCUACCAAUGGACUUAAAGCUAAACCACCCAUAUGAUUGUCGUGCUCAACGCAGCCUUGUCCGCUUUUGACAGAUUCUGCAUUUAAAUAUAACACUAAGGGCAAGAAUUGAAUAAGAAUUUUUAUAAACGCCAAGUAACUAAAAUGCAUUGUGCCUCACGUGUGCCCCCUGACUGAUCUUCGCCCAUUAGGGAAGAAGUGGCUUAGUUUAGAUGGUACCUGUAAGUGUGCCCAUCUUUAAAUGAUUUUGUUUGCCAAAGGUUGCCCCUAUGAUAAUCCAUUCAUCAUUAAAGACACACCAUGUAACGUUUUGAUUGGGAGUCCGUUACCUGCUCGUUUCUAUGGAUACGUCAUUGCUCUGCCUUGAAUGUUCCACAGUAUGACAUUAAACAGCUCUACCUUGCAUUUAUUCAACUACAAGUGGUUUUAUAGCUUAAAAAUACCUCGAAAAACAAUCAUUCUGACUGUGAGCGGGGUUGCCUCUUCACAGAUCUGACCUGUAACUUGGUCUGGUUUGGUCUCCAUGAAGAUAGAAAGGUUUAAUACCAUACUUUGAAACAUUCCAGACAAAGCAACAACAUCUCCACGGAGAAAAGCUUUUGACGGACCAGACCUCCACCAGAAGAGUUACACAAUGCACCUUUAAAUAUAUUUAUAUAAUAUUCUCCAUCAAAGAUUUGAGAAAUACCAAUUCAAAGUAUUCAUAUAUUUAACUGUGAUAAGAUACUGUAUUGCUCUUGUUUCAAAUAGAGCUAACUACACUGGCUGCUCUCUUAUCUUGUUAAUUCUGAUCACAAGCUACAGUCUUUUCCUAAUUCUCUUUGAAGCUUCAUCUGUUUCCUCUUGUGCAACAUUGGCUUUCCUUUUUUUUUUUUGUGCAAUAAGAACGCACCCUUAAAAAACAGUUGAUUUUCAUACUUAAGUUUUAGUUUUAUUGUUUUUUUUUGGACAAGAAAACAAAAGAGAAAGACUUUAAUGUGUCUGUAAAAAUGAAAAUAUUUUGUAAUAUGUGUUUUCUUGGUUCAGUUUAUUAAAAGGAAGUUAUGUGACCGUUUGAACUGUGCGUCUCUGCUCUUGUGUGGAUGUUGUUCCUAGAGCGGCCACUAGAUGUCACUGUUUGCGUCUGCGAGUCCCGGCGCGCGCAGCGGUGCCAGGUCACGUCAAAGAACAUCAAAGUGGCGUCAACACAACGCGCAAGUUAAACAAGCGGCACCGUUAAUUAUUCAACACACAGGUGAAUUUGGUUGUAAUGACUUUAAACUGACAAUUUGCAAUACCAGAUUUAACGGGUUACACACUGAACGUCCUUGAUACAGAGAAUUAAAAGAAAAAUAAUGUAAAGUUUCGAUUUGUCACAA
Boleophthalmus pectinirostris (great blue-spotted mudskipper) is the source of this 2501-nucleotide messenger RNA. Its product is annotated as cyclin-dependent kinase 12. The coding region runs from base 226 to 783 and encodes 185 amino acids. NCBI's taxonomy places the organism in Eukaryota, Metazoa, Chordata, Actinopteri, Gobiiformes, Gobiidae. The transcript has 5 exons. The record is from RefSeq and is a predicted model, not a curated record.